AUGCUGCUGACGUGCUUCAACUGCGACACGUGCAAGAAGCCGUUCGACUGCAAGGAGGGCAUGCCGAACACGCCGGUGUUGGGCGACCCGGCAAAAGUCACGAAUUGCGCGGCAUGUGAGACGGUGAAUCCUGAACAAGUGCCGUACCGUGGACUGCUCCAAUUUCUCGAUCAACCGGCCUUCGAGAAAACGGACGAUGGAUACGUUUGCGAGGAAAUUCACAAGAUUCCCCCGGGCUUGACGUGCAUUUGCAGGCCGGCCAGCGAAGACGUGUAUGUGAGCGGCGCCUACAAGCUUCAAUGCGGUCACCUUCUCUGCUGCCACUCCAAAAGCAUGGUCAAGUGCCGGUAUUGCGGAGCCAUCGAUGAAAGCAAGGAAUUCUAUCGUGACCAGGGAAUUUUGGCGCUGUUGGAGGAGCGUAGGAAGGAGUUGGGCCUGCUGGGCAUCCAGAGCUGUGCGGAUUGCUACCGCGAAGGCAAAAUCGAGCGCCUCUUUCGAUGCGAGAAGUGCAGAUCCGCUUUGUGCGGAUUCUGUGCCUACAAAAAGCAUCGCUAUCACCACGCCGUCGACUUGCUGGGCAUUGAAUUGGGCCUGCUUCAGGACGGCUCGAUCAAAAGGUUUGACGAGGCGGUUUCCGGCCUAGAGGGAAAUUUCGGUUACCUACACCUCGAAGCCAACAAGGCCGUCGAAUCCUUGAAGGGAAUCGGAAUCCAGCGCCUCCAGCAAAUCCCCACAUUCGCUGAAUUUUCGGACGCAAGGAAAGUGGCCGCCGAAAUUGUCGCCGCCGCCCGGGAAUUUGAGGAAUAUUGCGAGGAGUACAUUCCGGCGGUUCGCAUAUUUACCGAAAAGAUUCGCCAGCUGCACGAGAAGCUGAACAAAAGUCUGGGAAAA
Molecule: messenger RNA, 891 nt
Organism: Mesorhabditis spiculigera
Lineage: Eukaryota; Metazoa; Nematoda; Chromadorea; Rhabditida; Rhabditidae
Source: the annotation of a GenBank genome assembly